This is a messenger RNA of Penaeus vannamei (Pacific white shrimp), 881 nucleotides long. The record is from RefSeq and is a predicted model, not a curated record. NCBI's taxonomy places the organism in Eukaryota, Metazoa, Arthropoda, Malacostraca, Decapoda, Penaeidae.
UUGGUAUUACAAUGAAGCGGCUAUAAUCACUGCUAGCCUUAACUUUAUGGAUCCAGUUGUGAUGAAAGAGACUCUCCUGACUAACCACACGGUGGAUGGCAUGCUCGUAAGUGGAGUGUAUGGAGAUGCUGAAAAUGCACUAAAUACCUACUCGACCUACAACGAAGGCAUCAAGAACUUGUACAUCAACAAGUGCCCCCUUAUUGAAGAAGCCUAUAAAGAUACUCAAAAGGCCAUAUUUGAUGCAGACUAUUUCCAUUUGGUUAAUGAAGCUCAGUUUGGUGGAAAACCCAAGUCUUCUGCAUCUGCCAGAGUUGAUAACAGCUCUUACAUUGUUAUGAGCUGGGAGAAAAGUUGUGAUGUGACAAUGGACAAAUAUGGUACUUCAUUUGUCCCUACAACAACACUAUACUCCAAUUUUGGAUCUGGUAAAGACUGGAUACACUUCGAACAUCAGGGAGAUAACUACUUCAUUGGUGCUGCAUCGUCGGCAGACAAUAGCUGCAGCAGGACUAAUAGUGUAUCCUUAAAGCUAGAAAAUGAUGCACUUACUGUGCACCAAGAGCUUGUUGCUGAGAAAGGGUUGAAAAGACUUUCAUUCAAGAAACUGGAACAGUAGGAAUAGCUAUUACUAUGGGCAAUGUUAGACACUUAUACAGCUUUAGCAGCUCUACAAACAAGUUCGAAUUGGUGAAAAAUUUACCUGCUAUUGACGAAACGGCAGUUUUGAUUGAUAGGAGUGGAAAUACUAUAGUUGUUGAAGCAUACGAGAAUGGAAUUGUGAUACCAUGGGUGAAUAAUGUCCAGCUCGGGCUAAUGGAAGUCCAUAAAAUGGAUGAUGCAGUCUUGGUUCAACAAUAUGGAAAAGUGUUCCUGAUGUG